AUGCAUUUCGCCACAAGCUAUCUGCUACUAUGUGUUGCGCUUUCUGCUACUUUUCUCGCCCAACAAUUAUGUCAUGCGGCCAAGCCCGAUUCAGAUGAUGACUAUGAGCCGCGUCACUUGACCAACGAUCAAUCGUCUUUUUUUCAGUCGCAAUCGGACUCACCAUUCUCACACGACUACGCGAGAGAUGAUGCUGCAGUUAGACGAAAAGGACGUGUGGAGACACACAAAGUGACGGAAUUGAAUCGCUUGCAAGUGAACACCGAAUCAAGAUAUUCCGAGUCUGAUUCUUCUGAUUCGGAGUCGGAGAGUCGAGAUGCUGGCUCGGAGUACGAUGAGGAUGAGGAUGGAGAUGAGUAUUAUGAGGAUAGUGGUGAAGAAAGCAGCACAGACAGCAGUAGUGGUGAAACACUGCCUCGUUUAUUGUCGCAAUCGGCAUUUAAUCGUAUUUCUGAAACUUUGGGUGCACUCAAUACAAUGGGUCAUUUGUUGGUGGACAUUACACGAGGUGGCCAUGAACCUAAACCGGAAGCACAUGAAGAGCCCAUAGUGAAUGAUGCAAGUGCUGGAGUCAUUGCCUCUACCGCUCUAAAUACAUUUAGUACUCCGAGUUCUCCAACUGUUAUUACAACCACAGCAACGCCAUCUAGGAAAUUUAAUGAUAUCAAUCCGACUGCGAAAAUUAUCGCAUCUCAGCCAAUUGAGAACAAUCUAAUAAGCGAACAGAAAGUUACGGAAUUGUUGACUGCAGACAAACGUGUGGGAGAAACGGGUACACCAGCCAAACCAAUGUUUGUGGAGACUAAAGAAAUCAAGAAAAAGAAAAAGAAGAAGAAGAACCGCAACAAGGUGAAGAAACCUGCAUCCGAGUCAGCGCUUAUUGCCACCAACGGGCAACUGCAACAGCUAAACAAAGUAUCAACAACAUUAAGACCGACCACGACGACAAUGCCAACAGUUACCCAAUCAAUAGACCGUUCUGAUCAAGUGGCCGCAACUACUGAAGAUGUUUCUGCGAAAGAUGCGGAGAACUUUUGUAAAACACCCAGCGGUCGACCCGGGCGUUGUGAAGAUUUGAGCAGUUGUCCCGCCUUAUUAUUAAACUUGAGCAGUCUCCGCGAGUCACUCUGCUUUAAGAGCCUAUUCGUACCGGGUGUGUGUUGUCCCUUACCGGAGUCUUCAGCUGUAGUCACGACGCAACGGCCACUCAAGCUGACAACGAAAGCGCCUACUACGGCACACACAACGAAACGGCCAACAACACGAAAGCCAGCUUCCUCGCCAAGUUUGGUUUUAAUACCGCAGUUGAAACCUUCUACUACAACAACAACGACAACGCAAAAUCCACUAGGUAAUGAACUGGAACUUAUAGGCAAUAAUAAUAUUGUGGACCCUGAAGAGUGUGGACAGCAGGAAUAUUCAUCGGGCCGUAUUGUGGGUGGUGUUGAAGCGCCGAACGGUCAAUGGCCAUGGAUGGCGGCAAUCUUUUUGCAUGGACCCAAACGUACCGAGUUCUGGUGUGGUGGUUCGCUCAUUGGCACGAAGUACAUUUUGACAGCUGCUCAUUGUACGCGAGACUCGCGGCAAAAACCUUUCGCAGCGCGACAAUUCACCGUGCGACUAGGCGAUAUUGACUUAUCUACAGAUGCUGAGCCCUCGGCGCCGGUCACAUUUACCGUGAAGGAAGUGCGUGCGCAUGAACGUUUCUCACGUAUCGGCUUCUAUAACGACAUCGCCAUUUUGGUGCUGGACAAGCCAGUGCGUAAAUCCAAAUACGUGAUACCGGUUUGCUUGCCGCGCGCCGGACGUGCGCCACCCAAAGAGCGUUUGCCGGGUCGUCGUGCGACGGUAGUUGGUUGGGGCACCACCUACUAUGGCGGCAAGGAAUCGACCACGCAACGCCAAGCUGAGUUGCCUAUAUGGCGUAACGAAGACUGUGAUCGUUCGUACUUUCAACCCAUAAAUGAGAAUUUCGUCUGUGCUGGCUACUCGGAUGGUGGCGUGGAUGCCUGUCAGGGCGACUCUGGUGGUCCACUUAUGAUGCGUUUUGAGUCGCGUUGGGUUCAACUCGGCGUUGUAUCGUUCGGCAAUAAAUGUGGCGAACCUGGAUACCCUGGCGUUUACACAAGAGUUUCGCAAUACUUGGAUUGGAUUCGUGAUCACACGCGUGACUAGGCGCUAGAGACAAUGUAUUGUCUUGGAAAAUGUUGUUUUAGUUGUAAAUGUUUUUUUUUAACUAAUUUAAAUAAGGUUACGAAUCACUAGUCUACAUAAUUUUUUAUGUGCAUCGCGUAUUUACAUAGUUCCGAUAUUUAUUAACCUUCUAAAAAACUCCAUAUUAGUUUGUAUAGAAUG
Bactrocera tryoni is the source of this 2355-nucleotide messenger RNA. RefSeq lists its product as uncharacterized. The record is from RefSeq and is a predicted model, not a curated record. Bases 1 to 2175 code for a protein of 724 amino acids. The transcript has 6 exons. Gene Ontology annotation, molecular function: serine-type endopeptidase activity. Gene Ontology annotation, biological process: proteolysis. NCBI's taxonomy places the organism in Eukaryota, Metazoa, Arthropoda, Insecta, Diptera, Tephritidae.